This is a messenger RNA of Symbiodinium natans, 1272 nucleotides long. The record is from the annotation of a GenBank genome assembly. Lineage: Eukaryota; Dinophyceae; Suessiales; Symbiodiniaceae.
AUGAAGCGCAACGCGUUCUUCGAGGAGCUCGCGCCGUCGAAGCGCCUGCGCGCCUCGGGGGGGUUCGAGGCGCUGCCCGACGGGGUGCUGGGGAUGCGCGACGACCGCCGCCGCAUGGCCGAGCGCAUGUUCGAGGCGCUCGCGUACAACCACGAAUUCAUGCCGCUGGCGCGGGACGCGCUCGCGCUGUUGGGGUCCUGCCGGCUGCUCCGCUACGGUCCCCUGUUUGCGCGCACGGUGGUGUUCCAGCACAUGCUCCACCAGAACUUCCUGGAGCUCUGCUUUGAGAAGCUCGCCGAGGGCUGCCGCUUGCCGCAGCACGAGCUCCGGGCCCUGCAGAUCACUGUGGAGAGGAUGUCUCCCGCCCAGGCGCGUCGCCACGCCCUGGAGCAGGCGCUUCUGCGCCUCGCCGUCCGGUGCACGACGGCCCGCUACCGCUGCAACCGCCACCUGGCGCGCGGCGCCGGCCUUGACCGGCUCACCGGCCGACCUCUCCGGAGCAAGCUGGAGGACAUCGAGGACGAGGGCAAGGUCAAGCAGCUGGCGCGUUCAUCCGGCGAGACCGCCGACUCCCCGUAUAGAAAAUCAUGUCUAGUUGGGCACAGCAACGAGAAGCCAUCCGCCGAGCGGCCCAAGGCGGCGUCAGAGCGAGGACGAACGCCCAAGGCGCGCAGCGGCUCCCGCUCGCCAACAACCGCCUGCGGGAAAGCGGGCCAGUUCUACUACGGCCUCGUGGGAGGCCGCCCCGCCUCCAGACAAUUCGACGAGGAGCAGCUCCGCGAGGGCCCCACCGACUACAUCCUCCUGCGCUCCGGCCUCAAGAAGCCCGUGCGCUCCCUGCAGCCCGACGGCAGCUACCACCUCACCAAGCUCGGGAAAUCCUUCUUCCGCGACAAGUACACGGAGUGGCUGGCCCACGUCCCCGUCCGCAUCACGGGCACCCGCCAGCGCGGCCGCAAUGCCGGGCGCGCCUACAUGCGCGAGGACUUCCUGCCCGUGACCGUGGUCAACGGCAGCCUCUCCCGCCAGUCCAGCGGCCUCAGCGACGCGCAGGCCCACGCCCGCGUGAAGGCAGCCGCGCGCCAGCUGGGCAACCCGAACGACGGCGACCCGAUCAUGGAGCUCAGUCAGGAGACGUACCGCUACGACGCCAACCGCGACUGGGCCUUCUCAACCAGACCCUGCAGGCCAUCGACAACCGGGCGCAGACGGAGGUCGCCCUGCGGCAGCCCAUGGGCGCGCUGCAGGAAAUCACCCAAUAGCUCCGGUUAG